UGCUGGAGUCAGAGGUAACACAGUGUGGAGCUGGAGGAACACAGCAGGCCAGGCAGCAUCAGAGGAGCAGGAAAGUUGACGUUUGGGGUCGGGCCCUACUCCGGUCAUAUGAGGAAGUCUGAGUUCAAUAUUCUAGCGGCAUUUUUGUACACGGAUGUAAUUAUAGCAGCAGCAUUAAAUAUCUGAGUAUUCGCACAGAUCGCAUCCGUGUUUUAGUCCGUAAACACUAAGAUUUGGCGUCUUUUUUUUCUUAAAUCUAUGGUCGGACAAAUUGAAAUAUAUCCGAGCCAGAAUUCUGACACAACGGCUUCUGUAGAGGACCUGCACCACUCCCAUCACCUGGUCUGCUGACUCAAGUUGGGGUCGGCAGCACUACCACGAAGCAAUAACAGAAUAAGUCCCUAUUUGUGCCGAUAAAUAUUCAGUGAUUAUUGCCUGAAAAAGAUUUGAAAUUAUGAAGAAUGUGGGCUUAAUAGGGCCACCACUAUAUGACCGAGAUUGAAAUUAUGCUUGCAGUACCAAUUGACUUAUUCUACAAUAUUCCAAGAUCAUUUUUGCCUUGGGUUUGCAAUUGUGAAAUGCAAAGACAAGAAUGAAUUGUUUUUGACAAAACAGUGGUUCGAGAGGACACUGAACUUCGCAUUUAAAAUACCUGCGCUUAUUGACAACGUUAACACUUUCCCUCCCUGCAUAUAUAUUUCUACAGAAAGACGACAUAAAGUCGCACCCUCCCACCGUUUGAAUUCCAGUCUGAAGCUAAUCCCUGUGGAUCUUAAAUUGACAAAUAGCAAUUUGAACACGUUGCCUUCGCCUGGGACUCAUUGAUACUCCGGGUUCUACAGUCACAACCUACUCGGAGGAACGAUUCAAGCCGUCUGAGGGUGUUUGCCUGUGAAAUAUACAGUUACAAAAUUACUGAAGUUAUAGCUUUUAAUCUAAAUUGUUCAAAUGUAGAUGUUAAGUAAUUACUAUCGACCCGAAAGGAAAUUAGACAAAUAGUUUGGUGACUGAAUGUUAAGAGUUUCGAGAUCUCCCCCAUCAGGAUAAUGGUAGCAGCCGGCGGAAGUCCCUGGUUCAGCAUUUGCGAGGAGCUGCAGGGAGAAAGUUCGAUACAUUAUUACUGAUUGCAAAGUCUCUUGUUCAACCGGCACUGGGAGAUGAGGCGAAGGCAAAAGAGACUUCUUCAGGUGGCUGGCUUAAUCCUUCUAACUGUAGUGUUCCUCCCGAACGUCGGGUUGUGGUCUCUGUACAGGGAGCAGCAGCUGGAGAGCCCAGCUGAAGAGGUGCAGGGUUUACCAAUCCAGCCAAGACAAGACACUUUCUUCAUUGAUGAUGGAUUGAGGAAGAAAGAUUGGCAUGACCACCAGGCAAUCCAAGCAGAUGCAGCAAAAUCAGGAAUUGGCGAGCAGGGGAAAGCUGUGCCGUUGUCUGAUGAAGAUCGAACUAGCCAAGCAUAUCGGGAAAAUGGUUUCAAUAUCUACGUGAGUGAUAAAAUCUCUCUGAAUCGGAGCCUACCUGACAUUCGGCAUCCAAACUGCAAGAACAAGCUGUAUUUGGAGAAGCUUCCAAAUACCAGUAUCAUUAUACCAUUCCACAACGAAGGCUGGUCCACGCUCCUUCGAACUGUGCACAGUGUCUUAAAUCGUUCGCCACCAGAGCUUGUUGCAGAAAUCAUACUUGUUGAUGACUUCAGUGAAAGAGAAUAUUUGAAAAAACGCCUGGAAGAAUAUAUGGCACGAUUUCCAAAAGUCAGGAUUGUACGGGCCAAGAAGCGAGAAGGUUUAAUUCGAACACGACUACUGGGGGCCACAGCAGCAAAAGCAGAGGUGAUUACUUUCUUGGAUUCUCACUGUGAAGCAAAUGUGAAUUGGCUGCCCCCAUUGCUAGAUCGAAUUGCUCAGAACCGCAAAACAAUUGUGUGUCCUAUGAUUGAUGUUAUUGACAAUGAUCAUUUUGGAUAUGAGACUCAAGCUGGUGAUGCCAUGCGAGGGGUAUUUGACUGGGAAAUGUAUUAUAAGCGUAUUCCAAUUCCAGUAGAGCUUCAUAAACAAGAUCCAAGUGACCCUUUUGAAUCACCUGUCAUGGCUGGAGGUUUGUUUGCUGUUGAUAAAAAGUGGUUCUGGACGCUGGGUGGUUAUGACCCUGGUUUGGAAAUUUGGGGAGGAGAACAAUAUGAGAUAUCAUUCAAGGUAUGGAUGUGUGGUGGUCGGAUGGAAGAUAUCCCUUGCUCCAGGGUAGGACACAUCUACAGAAAAUAUGUUCCUUACACAAUUUCAAGUGGAUUUGGCUUGCCCAGAGUAUCAAACUUCCUGAGUUAUGUUGGACCUGCACUUGUCCAAACAAGUGGAGAGUACUUCAUCAUGCUCCUGACUGCGGAUCAUGGACGUGCUUUGGAGACUGGGGUCAGUGAAAUGGAUAGUUUGUUUCUCAUGCGAAUAAUGAAUUUGAAACGAGUUGCUGAGGUGUGGAUGGAUGAGUAUGCAGAGUAUCUCUAUCAACGGAGACCAGAGUAUAGACACAUUUCUGCUGGUGAUUUAAAAGCACAGAAAGAACUGAGGACUUCCCUUGAUUGCAAAAGUUUUAAGUGGUUCAUGACUGAAGUGGCAUGGGAUUUACCUAAAUUCUAUCCACCAGUGGAACCUCCAGCUGGUGCCUGGGGUGAGAUUCGUAAUGUUCAUAUUGGAUUAUGUGUGGACAGUAAACAUGGGGUUUCUGGCUCACAGUUGAAAUUAGAUGUUUGUAUCAAAAAUGGUGCAGAUGGAACCUGGUCACAUGAGCAGGUCUUUACAUUAGGUUGGCGAGAAGAUAUACGCCCUGGAGAUCCCUUGCACACGAGAAAAUUUUGUUUUGACGCUGUUUCACAUAAUAGUCCAGUCACGUUAUUUGAUUGUCAUGGAAUGCAUGGAAACCAACUAUGGAAGUACAAAAAGGACAAGACUCUGUACCAUCCAGUCAGUAACAGCUGUUUGGACUGCAGUGUCACGGAUAAAAAUAUUUUUAUGAAUAUCUGUAAUCCCUCAUCUCCUACACAACAGUGGCUAUUUGAAAAUAUAAAUACAACAGUUUUGGAAGAAAUGAACAUUAGAAACUUGUAGUGACUUGUAUUUAAAACAUUGAGAUGUAAUCAUUUUUAUUCAGGGUGGUUUUUAAGGGAUGUUUUUAUAGCUAUAUCCAGGGUUUUUUAAAUAAUUCUGGUAUUUUGAAAGGUUUUAUCUCAGGACUGAUUAGGUAUAAGCAGGUGUUUGUUAAUGAUGUCAUCAAAUGCUCUUGCAGUGCACCAGUGCUUGUAUGCUGAAGUAAUAAAACUUGAGCUAAUUUUUAGUGCCUUGGCCGGUGAAAGGCAGAGAGUACCCAUGUCACUGUUUUUUAUUACACCUGGGCAAUUAGCCAUCUCGCUCUUUGCCAAUUCAUUUUCUAUUUGACUAAAGAAAAAGAAAAAUUUUCAUUUGUAUAGAAUUUUUCACUAUCACUGGAUGUCUCAAAGCGCUUUACAGCCAAUGAAGUACUUUUGAAAUGUCAAUUAGGAAACGUAAAUUAUUUUUAAUCAACUUGCUUGGACAUGUGAUGGCACACCUUUGGAGUAGGCGUGACUUGAACUUUUAAUCUCACUAAAUUACUGCAAUUAUUUAAGUUCGCUGAUUUGAUCACACUUUAAAGAGAUCCAUGAAGUGAAAAAUAACAAUUAAACGACUGUAAUGUUUUCCAAACUGGCUAAGUAUCCAUGUUGUAUAAAGCUCUGUUUUCCACAGAGGAGUCUGCUGCAGUUUCAAAGUUCCUUGAUUGAUAGAGAAGGAUACUACAAUAAUUUAUUUGCAAUUUAGUUAGCCUAACUACUGGAGUUACCUUCAGAAGAACGCCAUUAAAAUAAAAUGAAAAGCAUAAAAUGUGCUAUGGUGCCUACAUGAUUGCAUAUUUUCUGGUUUUAAAAAUCAAGUUGUUACAUUUGUAUGUUUCUCAUGUUGACACCACUAUUACAUUUUACUCUGGGAUUCAGGGUAAACUUAUCUCUCUUAUUUUGCACUUUAAAAUGACGCUGUCUACAUGCGACCAAUCUCUGUUUGUGUUUAUUAGAAAUGACCUGAUUUAGGAACAUGUAAGGUUUUGCAUUCAAAUAACUUUAUGCAACGCCUGUAACAAAAUUUAAAUGCCCUCCGAGAAAUGUUGCUUAAGUCUUUUGUUUGAACUUGUAAUCUCUCAGCAAGAAUUAAGCACAGAUUUAUUUCAACAAAAAACUUGAUCAGCUGUGGGGAGUAUUUAAAAGUUUACUCUUUAUUUAUGUCUAUGCAGAAGAUAACUUUCAACUACCAUACAAGAUGAUCAGGUGUUUUGCAGGAUGACAAGAAGGAUAUAAUUAUAGAAAUUGUACGAUUUAUGAAUCAACCUAUUUUUUCCAUAGUGAACGAUCUUACAGAGAAAUAACUUCUAUGAAAUACUCAUUGUCAAAUAUGAUGGAAUUCAAGUCUCUUUAUGGAACUUUUAUGGGCUUGUCCAAUGGAAAUGCAAGUAUACAUUACAUCUUCCAUAAUGUCAAGCAGAGAAAUGCACAACUGGGCCCAAUAGGUUCAGACCAGUAUUUACACUGCACCAAAACUUCUACCCAUCAUACUUCAUCUUAUUCUAACAACAUAUCCAUAUAUCUUUUGUCAUAUGUACCUAUAUAGCUUCCUCUGAAAUGCAAUUCUAUGAAAGAUGUUAACUAUUCCAUGUAUGUCUUAGCACUCUUGGCUAAAGACGUUUCUUUUGAAUUCCUUGUUGGAUUUAUUACUGACUUUUAUUAAUGGUCGCAAAUUUUGGAUUUUCCCAUGAAGAGAAUUCAUUUUAUCUUUGAAAGUCCAAAAUUUGUGGAGGAAGCACUGUUCUGAGUUAAAUAUUAAGCUAAUCUCUAGUCUGGGCUUUUAUAAAUUUUAAUGGUUUGUAGAUACUUCAAAUAGUCCAUUUAUAUAAGCAGAAAUUGGAUAACGCUUUCAUUCUAGUUUUGGUCUGUUGAUUGGAAUGCCUUUUGAAAAUCAAUAAUAUCACAUGGAUCAAAUAUGUAUGCUAGAUAUCUGCUCUAAAUAUAACAAUCGCUCAGCCUCAUGAAUGUGUACUAGUACAAAGAGAAUGCAACUAUUCUACGUGUAAGAAAUGGUAGGGACAACCAUAUUACUUUUUAAUUACCUAAGCUGGUGUGUAUAUCAACUGCAAAAUAUAUUCUGACAAAAUAUUUUUAAAAUCAGUUUUAGAAUUACAAAGUGCUUUUCUGUUUAAGUAUACAUUUCUCAAAUUGAAAGUCCACUGACUCCUAAACAGCCUGUGUAAAUAUUUUCUGGUAUUUUCCAUUUUGAAUAUUUUUUCUUUGCAUGAAAUAUUUCAUUGUAAGCAUCUGAGGAAGUUGACAUAAAUUGUACUAUUAAAUGAAACAUGGCUCUUUAAUUUCAA
This is a messenger RNA of Rhincodon typus (whale shark), 5418 nucleotides long. RefSeq names its product polypeptide N-acetylgalactosaminyltransferase 10-like. The record is from RefSeq and is a predicted model, not a curated record. Gene Ontology annotation, cellular component: Golgi apparatus. Bases 1158 to 3095 code for a protein of 645 amino acids. Lineage: Eukaryota; Metazoa; Chordata; Chondrichthyes; Orectolobiformes; Rhincodontidae. The transcript has 13 exons.